AUGUCACUUUCGCUCUUCCGACGACCGGCCGUCAAUUUAUCCCGACUGCUAUUUUCAACUUCAAGCCACUGUUCCCCGGUGCAUUGCAUGAUGGAAAAACACGGCGUCGUUCCCGACGUCGUCGACGUGGCCCCCUCGACCGUUCUCGAGGUCUCCUACCCCACCGGCGUCCAGCCCGAUCUCGGCAACAUCCUCACCCCGACCCAGGUCAAAGAUCCCCCCGCGUUGAAGUGGCCGGCCGAAGACGAGGCCCUCUACACCGUCUGCAUGACCGAUCCGGACGCUCCGAGUCGCGAGGACCCCAAAUUCCGCGAGUGGCACCACUGGUUGGUGGGGAACGUUCCCGGCAACGACAUCGCCAAAGGCGAAGUGCUGUCCGAGUACGUGGGCUCGGGCCCCCCGAAGGGCACCGGUCUGCACAGGUACGUGUUUUUGGUGUACAAACAGCCGGACAGGAUUCAGUUCGACGAGAAGAAAUUGACGAAUCGAUCGGGCGACGGUCGUGGGAAGUUUUCGAUUAGGAAAUUCGCGGUGAAAUACAAUUUGGGACAACCGGUGGCCGGGAAUUUGUACCAGGCGGAGUUCGACGAUUACGUGCCGUUGUUGUACAAGCAGUUGGGCGGUUAA
Messenger RNA from Phyllotreta striolata, 627 nucleotides. NCBI's taxonomy places the organism in Eukaryota, Metazoa, Arthropoda, Insecta, Coleoptera, Chrysomelidae. The record is from the annotation of a GenBank genome assembly.